GUCAAUGUUUUCCAGCCUCUUGCCCUUUUCCCUGGAUGAGACAACAGUGAAACAGAGAUCACGCUGGUAAAUCCGCUACUUAUAAACCUUGGGAUCUUGCAGCGAUUAACACAAAGAUUGUUGGGAAGAUGAACAGAAAUUAAUCAAGAGCUGAAGACGAGUGGUGCCACAUGAGCAGUCAUGAGGAACGUUUCUUUGUGGGGAUUGUGGAGAAACAAGAAGAAUGUUAAUCUGCAAAAGUACGUCAAGUAUUUAUGUCAAGAAUUCAUCAUGUGCUAAGAUUGAACUGGUGUAAGGAUACUGAAAAGGACAGGAAAGAGCUGAGGAAAAUCUUCAGUCUAAGAGAAAGGAAAGAUUUAAAAAAAAAAGCUAUAAACAAUAGCUUUAAAAAAUUGUCACAGCUUGCUACCAGAUGAUUAGACAUCACAGCUCAGAGAUGGAGGACUUGAAUACCGAGGGCCUUAGCAUACAUGAACUGAAUACAGAGAUCGGGGACCUCCUGCUCCAAAUCCACAAAGUGAUAACUGGUCUGAGUCUAAGGAUCAAACAGAGAGUCGUUCAGACUGCCAAUGUCUUGUGUAUGCUUCAGUUGCUGAUAUUUGUGGCCAUUUUUCUCUAUGCCAGUUUCUAUUAUACUUUCAUGCCCACCGCAAGCUUCACCACUCCUGUGCAUUUCCAUUACAGCACAAUGGUCUCGGACUCUGUCUGCUCCUUUCCUGUGGCUAACAUCUCACUGCUUAGGAACAAUAAGAAACAGGUGAUGACACCUGGUCAACCCUAUCAGAUCACAAUGGACCUGGAAAUGCCUGAGUCUCCAACCAAUAUGGAAUUGGGGAUGUUCCUAGUGAAGAUGUCAUGUUACUCCUAUGAUGGACAGACCGGUGGUGCUUCAAUGCACACUACAAUGCUUCACUAUCGCUCAUACCUGCUGCAGACUCUGGAGACUGUGAUGUUGCUUCCUUUGAUGCUGAUGGGAGUAAUGGAGCAGAAGCAGCAUGUCCUAGUCGAGCUUUACUCUUCUUAUGUCGACAGCUCACAUAAGCCUACCAUUGGAGCUGUGAUAGAGAUCCACUCUCAACAAGUCCAGAUUUACAAAGCUCAGCUCUACAUUCAUGCUCACUUCAGUGGCAUCAGGUAUGUCCUCUAUCACUUCCCUUUCACAUCAGCUGUGGUAGGAGUGAUGAGUAACUUCAUGUUCCUCAGUAUGAUCAUCCUCAUUGGCUUUGUGCAGGACAGCAGCUUGUGGCCACAUCUACAUUUCGGAAAAUGGACUAAACCUAGAGAGAGGCAAGCAGAUAUACUAGAAGAUACAGAUCAGUAUGAAAGGAAGACACACUCUGAGGAAAACUGCACAGGCACAAAGACACAUUUGUUGGAUCCAUCUGAAAUAAGAUCCAGUGACAUCAUGGAUUCCACUUCGGACAAGAUGGAAAAUACAGAAGUGAUGGAGACAGUUGAUACAAAUUACCUUAAAAACGUUUAUGGUUAACUGGUCUCAGCUGAGGCAGUGGGUAAACAAAUUGAUUUGAAACAUAGAUUUUUGCCUGACAGAUUGACAGUGUAAGCUCCAAAAACUAAACAGAUAGAGAGGCUUAAAUAAUAAGUGGAAGGGUUAUGAGCAGAAAAGGGAAAUGCAAGCUGGAGUUUAAUAGUGUGAUUUUCAGUCAUGCAAAAAGUGUGAACACUGGGUCUCAUUUAUCAAGCUGGAUAUGAGUGUGUUUUUUUGUAAAUCAUUCAUAUGAAAAUGUAGAGAAGAAAUUUGGUAUUCAUGAAAAUGCUGUUAGUUCAGAAAAACAUUUAUCCUAUGA
Molecule: messenger RNA, 1808 nt
Organism: Neoarius graeffei (lesser salmon catfish)
Lineage: Eukaryota; Metazoa; Chordata; Actinopteri; Siluriformes; Ariidae
Product: seipin-like
Exons: 8
Coding region: 413-1489 (358 amino acids)
Biological process (GO): lipid droplet organization; lipid storage
Cellular component (GO): endoplasmic reticulum membrane
Source: RefSeq, a predicted model, not a curated record